UAAUGUCGACAUAUUAUACAAUUACCUUAUAUUUGUCACUCUCUUACAUCGGUUACUUUCUUUGCUUUGCCCUUUUAUGUCGUCAUUUUCAUCCUUCACUUUUCUUAACUUCUUCACAUAAAUACCCUUCGAAGAAAACUUCCAUGUCUUGUCCACCCUAGCAAUCUCAAUCUCUAUCUCUUUCGACUCUUGCUCUCUCUAUCUUUCUAAACAUGAAGAUAAUGACAUUCUUUGGCUUUAUACUUCUUUGUCCUCUUCUAGUUGCUGCGGAUUGCUCUAGCAAGGGAACUAGUUUAGAGAACCGUGAUAAAGCCAAAGCUUUACAAUUCAAAUUAGUAGCAAUAACUUCAAUACUCAUAGCAAGUGCACUUGGCGUUUGUAUCCCAAUCUUGGGCAAGAAAAUACCAGCUCUACGUCCUGAAAACGAUAUCUUUUUCAUGAUCAAAGCUUUUGCAGCUGGCGUGAUUCUAGCAACUGGUUUCAUCCACGUUCUGCCUGAUGCAUUUGAUAGCCUGACAAGCCCUUGUCUCGAGCAAAAUCCGUGGGGCAAUUUUCCCUUCGCAGGCUUUGUCGCCAUGGUUUCAGCAAUGGGGACGAUGAUGAUCGACACUUUCGCAACAAAUUAUUAUGAAAGAGCGCAUUUUAAGAAGGAGCUGCCAGUGAAGGAGGACACUCAUAUUCAUGAAGUGGUGCAUGACGGGCAUGUUCACGUUCACACGCAUGCUACACAUGGCCACGCUCAUGGUUCAGCCUUUGUUUCCGAGGACUUAUCUACAGCCGAUCUUAUUCGACACAGAGUAAUAUCUCAGGUUUUGGAGCUAGGGAUUGUGGUGCAUUCAAUAAUUAUUGGGAUAUCUUUAGGUGCCUCAUAUAGACCCAGUACAAUUAAACCUCUUGUGGCUGCUCUAACUUUCCAUCAAUUUUUCGAAGGCAUGGGUCUCGGUGGCUGCAUUUCUCAGGCCAAAUUCAAGUCAAAGGCAAUUGCAACGAUGGUACUUUUCUUCUCACUGACCACCCCAACUGGAAUCGGAAUUGGGAUGGGAAUAUCAAGCGUGUACAAUGAAAAUGGACCAUCUGCUCUAAUGGUUGAAGGCAUUUUCAACUCUGCUUCAGCUGGGAUCUUAAUAUAUAUGGCACUCGUUGACCUUUUGGCUACUGAUUUUACAAGCCCUCGAAUGAAAUGCAAUAUAAGGCUCCAGCUUGGGGCCCAUCUUUCACUACUUCUGGGUUCAGGCUGCAUGUCUUUAUUGGCCAAAUGGGCCUAAAUCAGUACUGAUAGAACGGAGUGCAUGAACUUUGCCAUAUGCUAUAUGCUGCUGCUGACUUCUCUAGUCUCCAUGUUGGUGUUUUUUUUUUCUUUCCCUUCUAUUGGUUCAAUUCCUAUUGACCUUACUUCUCUCUCUCUGUUUUUCUUUUUUACGUCACAAGUGUAAUUUGUCUUUUUAUAAUAACAUCAACCGUUAACAUGAGGGAACAAAGUGGUAUCCCUUGAAAAAUGUAGACGAGCUUGUUAAGUUUCGUAGCACAAUUAACCUAAACAUACUUACCCAAUUGUCAUA
This is a messenger RNA of Humulus lupulus (European hop), 1559 nucleotides long. Its product is annotated as zinc transporter 1-like. Bases 213 to 1265 code for a protein of 350 amino acids. Gene Ontology annotation, molecular function: zinc ion transmembrane transporter activity. Gene Ontology annotation, biological process: zinc ion transmembrane transport. Gene Ontology annotation, cellular component: plasma membrane. The transcript has 3 exons. The record is from RefSeq and is a predicted model, not a curated record. NCBI's taxonomy places the organism in Eukaryota, Viridiplantae, Streptophyta, Magnoliopsida, Rosales, Cannabaceae.